GAAGCAGGGAUGCAUAAGGAAGUCCCUUUCGAAAUCCAGUUUCGUUCGGGAUUGCAGUCUGACAAGGAUGUUGCGAUUCGAGUAUAAAUAUACAGCGGGAACUUUGGAAGAUUCAUAGUUCUUCUGAAUUUCAACAGGAUAACAUCAGCUUAAACAAUCAUGAAGUGCAUUGCAGCUGUAGUCAUGAUGACCCUUGCCGUUGUCGCCAGGGCCGGUUAUGCCCCACUGUUCUACAGUGCUCCGUUGGCCUAUUCCGGUCACACUACCAUUGUCCAGGCUAACCAGGCCGCUCCGGCGAAAAUCAGCGAGCUUCCAACUCUGGCUUAUUCGGCACCGGCCUACGCUUACUCGUAUCCCGGAUACUACGCUUACGGUGCCCCGAUCGCCUACCAACCCGCUCCGGCUUUGUUGCUGCAGAAGGAAGCUCGUUAUUUGGCUGCCAAUCGUGGUGCCAUUCACGAGGCUCCACUUCCGGGACACGAAAUCUCCCAGCAACAGCUCAAUCUGGAACCGGCUGCGGGAUCCAUUUGAAGUGACAAACAGUCGGAGCCGUCGGAUCGAAUUCGGAAUGUAUCGUGAUACAAAAGUCAGAAUAAAAUAUUGGGUUGGAACAAUGA
Messenger RNA from Malaya genurostris, 617 nucleotides. RefSeq names its product adult cuticle protein 1-like. The record is from RefSeq and is a predicted model, not a curated record. NCBI's taxonomy places the organism in Eukaryota, Metazoa, Arthropoda, Insecta, Diptera, Culicidae. The transcript has 2 exons. Bases 160 to 531 code for a protein of 123 amino acids.